Balaenoptera musculus (blue whale) is the source of this 4334-nucleotide messenger RNA. It is a transcript of the gene DHTKD1, whose product is annotated as dehydrogenase E1 and transketolase domain containing 1. The record is from RefSeq and is a predicted model, not a curated record. The transcript is spliced from 17 exons. Gene Ontology annotation, molecular function: thiamine pyrophosphate binding; oxoglutarate dehydrogenase (succinyl-transferring) activity. Bases 142 to 2907 code for a protein of 921 amino acids. Gene Ontology annotation, biological process: tricarboxylic acid cycle. NCBI's taxonomy places the organism in Eukaryota, Metazoa, Chordata, Mammalia, Artiodactyla, Balaenopteridae.
UGUCUCGAAGGCGGGGCUUCCCCUCGCCUACCCACUCCCUCCUCUCGCCUCCCACGCGGGGGGUUUCAGGAGCUACCUCACAGUGGACGCGACCCCUAGAUCUCCCGCAGAAGUCUCUGGGCCCGGGGGGCCUGGCGGGACAUGGCCUUGGCCACUGUGGCAGCAGCAAGACUGGGCCUCGGUCGGGCCCCUCCGCUCCUCCUCCGGCGCGGCUACCAGACAGAGAGGGGUGUCUACGGCUACCCGCCGAGGAAGCCCGAGAGCCGGGAGCCCCAGGGCGGCCUGGCGCGCCCCCCAGUGGACCAUGGCCUUGCCAGGUUGGUGACGGUGUAUUGUGAGCAUGGCCAUAAAGCUGCCAAAAUCAACCCCCUCUUCACUGGCCAAGCCCUGCAGGAGAACGUGCCUGAAAUCCAAGCCCUCGUGCAGACCCUGCAGGGACCCUUUAAUACCGCAGGAUUACUGAACAUGGGGAAGGAGGAGGCCUCUCUCGAGGAAGUCGUAGCCUAUCUCAACCAGAUCUACUGUGGGCAGAUUUCUAUUGAAACCUCCCAACUUCAGAGCCAGGAGGAGAAAGAAUGGUUUGCCAAGCGGUUUGAGGAACUGAAAAAGGAGGCAUUUACCACAGAAGAGCGAAAACAUCUGUCAAAACUAAUGCUAGAAUCUCAGGAGCUUGACCACUUUUUGGCCACCAAGUUUGCCACGGUGAAGCGAUACGGAGGCGAAGGAGCUGAAAGCAUGAUGGGCUUUUUCUACGAGCUGCUGAAAAUGGCGGCCUACAGCGGGGUAACGGAUGUCAUUAUUGGGAUGCCACAUAGAGGGAGGCUGAACUUACUGACAGGCCUUCUGCAGUUCCCUCCAGAGCUGAUGUUCCGUAAAAUGCGAGGCUUAAGUGAAUUUCCGGAAAAUGUCUCAGCCGCUGGCGAUGUCCUGUCUCACCUGACGUCCUCGGUUGACCUGGACUUCGGCGCGCACCAUCCCCUCCACGUGACGAUGCUGCCCAACCCCUCACACCUGGAAGCCGUUAACCCCGUGGCUGUUGGGAAGACUCGCGGGAGACAGCAGUCCAGGCGGGAUGGGGACUACUCUCCAGACGGGUCGGCUCAGCCUGGGGACAAGGUCAUUUGCUUGCAGGUUCACGGUGAUGCUUCUUUCUGUGGUCAAGGGAUUGUUCCUGAAACAUUUACGCUCUCUAAUAUCCCGCAUUUCAGAAUUGGUGGGAGUGUCCAUUUGAUUGUCAAUAACCAGCUGGGUUACACCACUCCUGCAGAAAGAGGAAGGUCUUCCUUAUACUGUAGUGACAUCGGGAAGCUUGUGGGCUGCGCCAUCAUCCACGUCAAUGGAGACAGCCCAGAGGAAGUGGUCCGGGCCACGCGACUGGCAUUUGAAUACCAGCGCCAAUUCCGGAAGGAUGUGAUUGUUGACUUGUUGUGCUACAGGCAGUGGGGCCACAACGAGCUGGACGAGCCCUUCUUCACCAACCCGGUCAUGUACCAGAUCAUCAGAGCCCGGAAGAGCAUCCCCGACACGUAUGCAGAGUACCUUAUGGCCAAUGGACUCAUGACCCAGGAGGAGGUGUCGGAAAUCAAAGCCUCCUACUACGCGAAGUUAAAUGGCCAUUUAACUAACAUGGCGCACUACAGCCCCCCUGCCACGAACCUGCAGGCCCACUGGCAGGGCCUGGUUCAGCCAGAAGCUUGCAUCACCACCUGGAACACAGGUGUGCCCCUUGACCUCCUGCGGUUUAUUGGCAGGAAGUCUGUGGAGGUGCCGGAGGAGCUCCAAAUGCACAGUCACCUUCUGAAGAUGCACGUGCAGUCCAGAGUGGAGAAAGUGAUGGAUGGAACAAAGUUAGACUGGGCCACGGCAGAAGCUCUUGCCCUAGGCUCAUUACUUGCUGAAGGUUUUAAUGUCCGUCUGAGUGGCCAAGAUGUUGGCCGUGGAACUUUUAGCCAGAGGCACGCAAUGGUUGUUUGCCAGAAGACCGAUGACACCUAUAUCCCCCUGAACCAUAUGGACCCUAAUCAAAAGGGGUUUCUAGAGGUAAGCAACAGCCCACUGUCGGAAGAGGCCGUCUUGGGAUUUGAGUAUGGGAUGAGCAUCGAAAGCCCUAACCUACUGCCCCUCUGGGAGGCUCAGUUUGGCGAUUUCUUCAACGGUGCUCAGAUCAUCUUUGACACGUUCAUCUCUGGAGGUGAGGCCAAGUGGCUCCUCCAAAGCGGCAUCGUGGUCCUCCUUCCUCACGGGUACGACGGGGCUGGACCAGAGCACUCAUCUUGUCGAAUAGAGCGUUUCUUGCAAAUGUGUGACAGCGUGGAGGAGGGCGUGGACGGGGAUACAGUGAACAUGUGCAUGGCUCACCCCUCCACGCCCGCCCAGUACUUUCACCUGCUACGGAGACAGAUGGUCCGGAACUUCAGGAAGCCCCUCAUCCUUGCUUCUCCGAAGAUGUUGCUCAGACUCCCUGCAGCUGUGUCAACUCUUCAAGAAAUGGCACCAGGAACAGCAUUCAAACCAGUCAUUGGUGAUUCAUCUGUGGAUCCAAAAAAGGUUAAGAGUUUAGUGUUCUGCUGCGGCAAACAUUUCUAUGCCCUGCUGAAGCAAAGAGAAUCUUUGGAGGCCAGGAAGCAUGACUUUGCUAUCAUCCGAAUGGAAGAACUCUGCCCUUUCCCACUGGAUUCAUUGCAGGAAGAGAUGAGCAAAUACAAACAUGUUAGAGAUUUUAUUUGGAGUCAGGAGGAGCCUCAGAACAUGGGUCCUUGGUUUUUUGUUUCUCCAAGGUUUGAAAAGCAACUGGCCUGCAAGCUCCGCCUGGUGAGCCGACCCACAUUGCCGGUACCUGCUGUAGGAAUCGGCAGCGUUCAUCUACAGCAGCAUGAAGAAGUCCUCGCCAAGACCUUCACCCAAUGAUGCCCUUCGAAGAAACACUACUUCCUUGUAAGAAAACUGCCAUAAAAAGAAAGGCUCGCCUCCUCCACUCUCUCCUCCUUCCAUUAGGUGCCACAAAAAGAAUGUAUUCCUCGAAGAUGUUGGGAUUGAUGAGGACAGAGGAGAGGUUAAUCUAGAAUACAUGGAACAGCCAAAGGAAUUGUUCAUCAAGACGUGAAUCCCACAAGUCACUUUUGUCCUUAAAAGUACCAUAGUGUUAUAUUUUGUUAGACCUGUGUGGGUUGUAGAGCUAGGUCCUUAUCCGGAUGUUUCCAGACUCGACUCUUUCUAGUUAACUGGUUAUACCCAGGAAAAGUUCUUGAGUCUGAACUUAUAGCUGCAUAGGGAUUACCUCAACAUUACCUCCCUAUUUUCUUGACACGUGACUUUCAUGAAUUUUCCCUUUUUUAUUCAAAGUCCUUGACUACCUAUAUUUUCAAUUUAUGUCAUCUCUGGUACUGCUUUCCAGCCACUGUGAAAAGUGUUUCACCAAACACUAUAGCAAAACUGUAUUAUUCCUGAUUUGUGUUCUUCAUGAUCACUAUUUUACCCAUUAUCCUUAAAUAUAGGUCUUAUUAAAUAUAAACCUCCGGGUGUAUGAGCCUUUAGCGCAGUAUUAUUAAGCUGAGUUAUAGUUACAAUGAAAUUGAUUUGUGGUCUACUUUGCCAUAGUAUCUUUUUUUUUUUCCUUAAAUUGUUCUUGCCGCGAUACCUUAAUAUUUUUAAUUAACUCUGGAUGUCUGAUAUGGGGAUUUCAGACCCUGGUUGAUCAUCAGCCUUGCCUCUAAAAAUCCCUGCUGUCAUACGAUGUUAAUUUGUGAUAGUUAAGGAUCACUUUAACUUUGAUAGCGGGAACUUCCCAACAUCAGGCACUUUCUGGAUUUCUAGAGGUCACCAACUCACUCCCUUAUUCUGAAAUUAAGCUUAUAACUGGAAGUAUAACUAAAUAUCAGCAAACUGUGUACAUUUACAUGGCUUGGUGCUGCAGAGCACUACCAUGUACCAUUCUCAUGCUGGGACACUGUUUUUCUCAGAAAUGGGGGAAGUACUGGGGCCCUGUAACACCCUCUCCACUUUUACUGGCAACUUUUAAUGUCUUUCAGAAUCAGUGUAUAGGUUGUUCUGGCCACAGCAGUAGAUUCGUGAUUCACAUCUUAAACGUGUACAUUAGUGUACUGAUGUACCGUUUCUGUAAUAUUCACAUCCCUUUUAUUCCUAUACAUGUGAAUGCUUUCUUCCUUCGCCAAGCCUUAUAAAUCAUGUAACUUAGUGCAAGCCUUAUAAAUCAUGUAACUUAGUGCCAUGCAUGUCAACCAGUAAAAUUACAAAGGUCUGUUUAAUGAGAACGGUUAUCAAUGUUGUAUAUUGAACUAGAAAGAAAAUAAAAGCACAGUGUCAUUUGUUUUUCA